CAUGUAUUCGAUUUCGUUGGUCGUUUUUGGGCUACUGAUGGGUUUGGAGUGUUACAGUAGCAGAUUUUUGUUGCCUCCUGUGCCCGAUGUCGUCUAUCCACCUGUGCCUGAUAUCGGUUAGUGACGAAGGUUUAUCUAAUAUCACGUUAUCUGAUGAAGAAACCAUGGAUCCAGAGCUCUCUCCAGGACUAUUCCAAGGGGACAUGGCUUUGACGAACGAUUUUUACAAUUUCUGGAGAGUAGGAUUAAAAUUUGACAUAUUUCCCGACAAAUUAUGGAAAAACGGAGUCGUACCUUAUACUAUCAGCCCUUUAUAUGAACCAUCUGAGUUAGUGACAAUUCUGAAAGCAAUCAAACUAAUAAAUUUCAUGUCUUGUGUUAGAUUGGUACCAUGGGAUGGUAAUGCUAAGGACUACCUAUUGAUAUGGCCCAUAAAGUAUCCCAAAGGUUGCUGGUCUUUCGUUGGAAGAUAUGGAGGUGCCCAAAUACUUAGUCUACAACCGCCAGAUAAUAAAGGACCUAACUGUCUAGGUACAGAAGGAAGGGCCAUUCAUGAACUCAUGCACGCUUUGGGGGUUUUCCAUGAACAGUCAAGAUGGGACAGGGAUAAAUUCGUGAAAAUCCACAUGGACAAUAUCAUACCCCAAUUCAAGGCGAAUUUCGACAAGCAGAGCUUAGACAACACAACAUACAGCUUUGAAUACGACUACGAUUCCAUCAUGCACUAUGGGAGGUUUUUCUUCAGUAAGAAAAAGGGAAAGCCGACUAUUACGCCGAAGCAACCCAACGUUAAGGGUAUCGGUCAAAGAAAAGCCAUGUCUAAGGGUGACUGCAUGAAAUUGAACGAUCUUUAUGGGUGUUAUAAGACUCCAGCAAAAAGAAGGAAGUAUUACAAUAUUUGUAAUUUUAUGGGUUUGUAAAAUACAAAAUUUAGCUCAAAUUUGGUGUCCAAAACUAACUAAUAUACCUAGUUGUAUUCUUGUUUGAUAGUGUAUAAAUGCC
Psylliodes chrysocephalus is the source of this 1002-nucleotide messenger RNA. Lineage: Eukaryota; Metazoa; Arthropoda; Insecta; Coleoptera; Chrysomelidae. The record is from the annotation of a GenBank genome assembly.